This is a messenger RNA of Nezara viridula (southern green stink bug), 408 nucleotides long. NCBI's taxonomy places the organism in Eukaryota, Metazoa, Arthropoda, Insecta, Hemiptera, Pentatomidae. The record is from the annotation of a GenBank genome assembly.
AUGGGCCAAUCCCCGUCCGGCUGUCAGCUCCACGCAACCUCUCGGCGGUAUCGUUCAUCUCUAAUGGGAUAUCAUCAUGCUACAUAUGGCGAACUUGUAUUGUCUCACCAAAUGGAUGAUGCAGUACUGCAGUGUAUCCAGAUGAUUAGUCCUAAAAUGUCGUAUAAGGAAAAGCAGCCAAUACCCAUAAGGGCCAUCGGCAGAAGGAUAGAACAUCCUGGAAGAACCGGAUCAAACGGCGACCAUGGAGCACAGAGCCAGUCCCAGGGCCGGAACGAGUCAGACUAUUAUUCAGCAGAUAUCUCCCCAUCACGACCUCCUACCUCAUUUCUCUUAAAUGAUAAAUGGGAUUCUCCCGAACACGUUUCGGCUCCAAUAACCAUCCCAGUUUUCCAUAGCUUCCUAUAG